Messenger RNA from Selaginella moellendorffii, 1716 nucleotides. RefSeq lists its product as uncharacterized. Lineage: Eukaryota; Viridiplantae; Streptophyta; Lycopodiopsida; Selaginellales; Selaginellaceae. The transcript is spliced from 12 exons. The record is from RefSeq and is a predicted model, not a curated record. Bases 1 to 1206 code for a protein of 401 amino acids.
AUGCUGCUGUGUGGAUUGCUCCCGGCUCCUCGAGGAUUCUGGGCGCCGGGGCUAGCAUCGCGGAGGCAGAAGCGCACGGCUGCAGCAACGGCAUUCUUUGCUCCGGCUUUUGCGUCGCGGCCAUACACGGCUGUGCUGAUCGUCCCGACUGGAACUGGGGCCUGCAUUGGCGGAUACGCAGGCGAUGCUCUCCCCGUCGCCAGAGCUCUGGCUUCCAUCGUCGAUUGUCUCAUCACACAUCCAAAUGUGCUGAAUGGAGCUAUGCUUUACUGGCCGAUGAGCAACGCCUUGUACGUCGAAGGCUACGCUCUCGAUCGGUUUGCCGCUGGUGCCUGGGGUCUCAGCCCCGUCCACCGGAACAAAGUCGGUCUCGUCCUCGACGCCGGGAUUGAGCAGGAUUUGCGACUGAGACAUCUACAAGUGGCUGAUGCUGCUGCUGCAACUCUUGGAACUUCGAUUUUCGAGCACGUCGUCACUGACGCAUCACUCCAGGUUGAGAAGUGGAUCGAUGGCAAAACCGGUGCUUCUACUGGUCGCAUUGCCCGCUCUGAUUCUUUGCUACGAGCUGUAGAGAAACUUGUCAGAGAUGCUGCGAUCGAUGCUGUAGCCGUGGUAGCACGCUUUCCAGACGACGAUGUGGAGGUGUUGAAAGACUAUAGGCAAGGUCAGGGUGUCGAUGCUCUGGCUGGAGUCGAGGCUGUGAUUAGUAAAAUGGUGGUGAGUGAGUUUCACAUCCCUUGCGCGCACGCACCAGCAUUGGCUCCUUUGCCAUUCGAUUCGUCUGUUUCUCCUAGAUCUGCCGCGGAAGAGAUUGGAUACACCUUUCUUCCUAGCGUUCUCGCGGGAUUAAGCAAGGCUCCUCAAUAUGUUAGCAGGGACAGCGAUCACAGACCUCACCGGAUAUGGGCCGAGGACGUCGAUGCAGUGCUAGUGCCGGUGAACGCCUGUGGAGGCGACGGAGUUCGUGCAUUCAGUAAAAAGGCUCGACAAAAGCCUCUGAUUAUUGCUGUGGAGGAGAACGUGACCGUCUUGAAUGACACUCCGGAGAAGCUACAAAUCGAAGCAGUGAGAGCAGCCAACUAUUGGGAGGCUUUAGGUGUUGUUGCGGCCCACAAAGCGGGGGUGAAUCCCAUGGCACUCAGAAGAGAUGGAGUUCUCCACAACAGGGAAGUCAAGCUUCGACAGAAAACAAGGACACUAAGCUAGACUUUACGAAGCGAUUCUUAACGACUAGAGAUAAAGAACUAUACACCCAACUUUUGUGUACGAACUUAGAGACGUAUCCGAAGGAUUUCUUUGAUCUGGCAGAGAUGGUGAUGAGCGCAUUUGCAGGACAGGGUGUCGGUUUUGGUAUUGGAAUUGGGUGUGGUUUUGGGAUUGGAUGGGGAUUCGGAGGAGUGUCGAUACCAACAAUGGGACUCGGCAUAGGUGAGUGAGAUCUCUCACGUUUUCUAAUACUUUGCUUUGAAGGUGGUGGAUGUGGGGUGGGGAUUGGGCUUGGCUGGGGAUUUGGAGCAGCGGCACUUGGAUCCCAAUACUUUAACGCCAAGAACGAGUUCGAUCCAGCCACCACAUAUCCACAAGAUAAGUCUGACAAGCACAAACAAAAGCCUUUGACCCAGUCAAAGAGUCAAUGAGAGCGCGAGAAAGUCAACCCUCUAUAAAUUGGAUAGAUUUAAAAGCUGCCAUGGUAGAAUUGCGGCUGACUUGCUUCCA